UAUUCCUCUGACUGCCGUUUAGGUCGGACGUGCAGCUGAGUGUUAUUUAGAUCGUGUUUAUUUCCGUAUCUUAUAUUAUAUAACGUUAGUUGUGCAGUUUGUUCUGUGGGCUGUUUUCUGGAAUGUAAACAUAAAAAGAAUGUGUACGCAGAUAUGUGAAGACAAUGAACCUAAAUAGGGCGGUAUAGAGUGAGUAAUGAUACAGUAUGACCAGGUGGCUGGCGAUGGUGACGCUGGUAGCGGUGGCGGGGGCAGUGCGGGGGUGGGAUUGCGUCUGCAAUCCAAUAGAGUGCGAGCCUUUGGAACCAAGUGGUUGCCCAGGCUUAGGAAUCAUCGUGUGGGAUCCUUGCAGGUGCUGUAAGGUCUGUGCGCGAACGGUUGGUGAAGACUGCGGUGAUUUCAGGGGGACGUGUGAACCUGGUCUAAAAUGUUAUGAAGGGUCAUGUGCACCGAUAACGUGAACUAUCAGAAUGUAGGCAAUCUGUAUCAUAUGUGUAUAGCAGUUAUAAAAAAACAUAUCUUCAAUGUAGCCAAGGAAAGGACCAGCCAGUUAAAAGGAUAGAUUCUAGGGUUGACAAUAAUUAAUGUUAUUGUUUGGCUAGCGUUUGAACUUUGGCGGUUAAAAAAAAGAGUUUUUUUUUAUUUUUUUUUUGGUUUUAUUUUUCUUUCGAUAUAGCUUUUUUACGUAACAAUUGAUUAACCUAAUAAAUUCGUUUUUAUUUUAUAUUUACAGAUUUGCUGUGAUUAUAAAUAAAUUAUUUUAUUAUUGCUUAACUGAAUAUACUUGGGGAUUAACGUAUAUUUAUUAUAAAAAAAUAUUUUAAGAACAUUAUAAAUAUAUGACCUUAAAUAAAAAUAUAAUAAAACUUUGUAGCAAAUCUCAAUUUGCUUGGAAGAUAAUUAAUUUUCAUUGUUUGCCCACCGAUCAAACAAAUUUUUAUAUUAAAAUAUCAGGUAAUAUACUUUAAGUCAUAAUUGAAUCCACAACAUAAUUAGUUUCUCUGAAUUAAGGACAAUUAACAAUUUAAUUAAGAGCUCUUUUCAAAAUAUAUAUAUAAAUUAAUCUUUGCUUUAAUAAUACAAUAUUCAUUUGAAUAUGUUCAACAGUUUAAUAUGAAACAAUGCGAAAGUAGAUUAUAUUGACCCUAGAACAUCCUUUAGUAUAUGAGAAAUAUUAAUAAUUAAAUGUAUUUCUUCCGCUACCGCUUUCUUUGAACAUAUAUAAAAACAUAGAUACAUAUAUAUACAUAUAUAUAUAUAGACACCCGUGUAUAAAAUGUACUCGUAAUAUAUAUGUAUAAUUAUUUCUGUGUGCUUCCAGGUUACGAGUAGACUUAAUUACUGUUUACUCUAAAACUAAAUGAAAUGUAAACAAUAUAAUAUCUAGGUCUGUAAAUAUAAUUUGAAUAGCAUUUUUAUCUUGUGAUAAGAUGUAUUCUAGAUAUUUAACUAUAUAGGAAUAUAUUUUAAUAAGGAAUAUUUAUUUAUUUAUUUUAUGAACAUUUUUUUUUAAUUUCUUUAAUUGUAUAUUUAAUCGAAAUUAUUUAGUUUUUAAUCGGAACGAUCAUUAAUAUUAACAUACUUCUCCAUAAUCACAGGAUAUAUUUUGUAUUACCGUAAUAAAAUACGUAAGAUUGAACAAAAGAUACAAUGAAUAAAACAAUUUGUUUAAACGAAUGUUAUGAAGCUUAUAUAUUGUUCUGUUAAUUUUAAUUAACUAUAUAUAUAUAUAUAAAUGUUGCAGAUUAUGUAAACUUAAAUAUUGAAAAUUCCUAAAAAACUUAUACCAACUGUAAAUGAAUAGCGUAUUUAAAGCUACUUGUUAAUUGUGCACACAUUGAUUAAAUAAGUUAAUAGAUAA
Messenger RNA from Danaus plexippus (monarch butterfly), 1861 nucleotides. RefSeq names its product insulin-like growth factor-binding protein 7 (gene oeh). Gene Ontology annotation, biological process: regulation of signal transduction; regulation of cell growth. Gene Ontology annotation, molecular function: insulin-like growth factor binding. The transcript has 3 exons. Gene Ontology annotation, cellular component: extracellular region. Bases 207 to 461 code for a protein of 84 amino acids. NCBI's taxonomy places the organism in Eukaryota, Metazoa, Arthropoda, Insecta, Lepidoptera, Nymphalidae. The record is from RefSeq and is a predicted model, not a curated record.